AUGCUCGGUGAUUUCAAGAUUGUAAAAAAGUGCAGUACAACAGAUGCAAGAGUUUCGAUAUUCGAAUUGAACGACACAUGCCUUGAGUUGCCUAUAUUUAUGCCUGUAGGGACAUAUGGAGCGAUGAAGGGCAUUCGCGUUCCUGACCUCCAGGAGAAUAUGAUUUUGACAAACACGUAUCACCUUAGGAAGCUGGGGAAGAACAUCAAAAGAUUUAUGAAGUAUAAUAGAGGGAUGCUAACUGAUUCUGGAGGGUUUCAGAUUGGGAGCUUACCCGAUGUUGUUGUGACAGAGGAGGGAGUGAAGUUUGAGAACACCUUGUUCACACCAGAAGAUAGCAUGAGCAUACAAAUGGAAUUAGGUGCAGACAUCAUCAUGCAGCUCGAUGAUGUUGUAAAUCCAUGUGAUUCCAAGGAAAAAAUAGAAGUUGCAAUGAGGAGGUCCAUAAGAUGGAUGGAUAGGUGUAUUACAGCGGUCAACCGCCAUGAAGUUGAUGAACACACUAAAAAAUUAAAAAAGGAAGAUCUUCCUCAAAUAAGACUCGAGGAAGGGAGUACACAGAUAUUAUUUCCCAUAAUCCAAGGAGGACUUGACGAAGAGCUAAGGGCAGAAAGCAUUGCCGAAGUCCUCAAGAGAUCUCCAAAGGGCCUUGCAAUAGGGGGAUUAAGCGGAGGAGAAGAGAAAUCCGAAUUUGCACGGAUUGUUCACUUUUGUAUAAAGAACCUUCCAGAAGGAAUUCCGAGAUAUCUCAUGGGAGUGGGGUAUCCCGAAGAUAUAGUGGUGUGUGUAGCACUGGGAAGUGAUAUGUCCGACUGCGUAUAUCCAACAAGGACAGCCAGGUUUGGAAGAGGGUUUUCUGAUUCCGGAGAUGUCUGUUUCACAUCCAAACUUAAGUAUGACAAAAGGAAGAUAGAUGAAACCUGCAGUUGCUUUGUGUGUUCUAGAUACUCAAGGGCAUUUAUGUUUUCGAUCAAAGGAACCACCAACUUCUGCAUGCUUCUCACAAUUCACAACUUGCAUUACAUGAGAAAUCUCACAAAAAGAAUUAGAGAGUCCAUAAUGGAAGAUAAAUAUCCUGAGUUUAUUAAGACUUUUAUGGGAAAUAGAUUUAAAGAGAUACCCGAAUGGAUAAAAAUAGCUCUUAGGAAAGUUGGAGUUGAGGUUUAA
This is a messenger RNA of Encephalitozoon intestinalis ATCC 50506, 1167 nucleotides long. Its product is annotated as queuine tRNA-ribosyltransferase. The coding region runs from base 1 to 1167 and encodes 388 amino acids. Gene Ontology annotation, cellular component: cytosol. The transcript has a single exon. Gene Ontology annotation, molecular function: tRNA-guanosine(34) queuine transglycosylase activity. Lineage: Eukaryota; Fungi; Microsporidia; Unikaryonidae. The record is from RefSeq and is a predicted model, not a curated record.